Molecule: messenger RNA, 4055 nt
Organism: Oncorhynchus mykiss (rainbow trout)
Lineage: Eukaryota; Metazoa; Chordata; Actinopteri; Salmoniformes; Salmonidae
Source: RefSeq, a predicted model, not a curated record
CAUCAUUGGGCAGACCACUAUCUGUGCGCGUAUCUACUUGACUCGCACUCUUGCGAAGAACAGUCAGAGACAGACGGGAUCACAGCCAUUCCUCAGAUAGAGGCAGAGCUCAGUAGUCCUUCUGAACGACAGGGUAAUAAAAUAACCUGGACAAUCCGUACUAGUAUAUCGUUGUUAUACACUUCUACUUGACCUCUACAACCUGUUUUGGGACAGACGCCUCCGCCUGUCACCCACGCCUCCUCCCACCGCUGGGAGCCCGCCCACACCUCCUGGCCUCCCUCCACCUGGGUCCUGGAACUCCGCCGACCGACCGACCGACCGAACCCAGCUGCAGGCGAAGGAAGCACCACUAUUCUAUUCCUCGUUCGAACCGCAACCGAUACAAAACCGGCAGGCGCGCGAGACGUAUGAAAAGGCAAAUCCGAACGUGUGGUCAUUCAUCUCUAAUUCUAGACUACCCUAUAUCUAUAAACGAAAUUAUCAACAUUUUUAGAAGAUAAAAAGGCUUUCAAUUACAGAAAGCAGAACAGACAGAAGCGGUAGUUAAUGUUUUGGAGCUUCGCAUCAUCUUGGUGUUUUCUCUAGCUGCGCUCAACUCGAACACCCGUUCAGUUUCGUUCCAUCCAGAAUUCUGUCCACUGAAUGAAGAAUCUUUGCCACCCUGCGGUUUUGCUGAAGCUCUGACUUUGGAGCCGUAUUCAAAAUAGUCUGGACGGAGAAACAUUCGUCAUUCUAACAUAUCGGCUUUGCUGGUGUGUUCUGAAGUUCUGACGGACGGUUCUGACUUUGGAGCCGUAUUCUAAUAGACUGGACGGAGAAACAUUCGUCAUUCUAACAUAUCGGUUUUACUGGUGUGUUCUGAAGUUCUGACGGACGGUUCUGACUUUGGAGCCGUAUUCUAAUAGACUGGACGGAGAAACAUUCGUCGUUGUAACAUAUCGAGUGGACGAGUCAGAGACUGGCUGGAAAUUAUUAUUUUGCCCUCAACACCGUAACGCAUGGUGGGAGUUUCUGCCUCUUUUCAGUAUCACACUGAGAAGUGCUCCACUAUGCCCGACUCACCUGCGGAUGUGAAAACACAAUCCAGGUUAACUCCAUCCACCAUGCCUCCUCCUCCUCCAACCACCCAGGGAGCCCCUCGGACCAGCUCAUUCACACCUACUACAUUAACCAACGGCAACAACAGCCACUCCCCCACGGCGUUAAAUGGAGCUCCCUCGCCACCCAACGGCUUCAGCAACGGGCCUAGCUCCUCCUCAUCUUCCUCGCUGGCGAAUCAGCUGCUCCCUCUUGCGUGCGGCGCCCGGCAGCUCAGCAAGCUGAAACGCUUCCUCACAACUCUACAGCAGUUCGGCAACGACAUCUCGCCUGAGAUCGGAGAACGCGUCCGCAUGCUGGUGCUGGGGCUGGUGAAUUCCACGUUGACCAUAGAGGAAUUCCACUCCAAGCUCCAAGAAGCGACCAACUUCCCGCUCCGACCCUUCGUCAUCCCGUUCCUGAAGGCCAACCUGCCACUCCUACAGCGGGAGCUGCUGCACUGUGCCCGUCUGGCCAAGCAGAACCCAGCUCAGUACCUGGCACAACACGAACAGCUCCUCCUGGACACCUCCUCCACCACCUCCCCCGUCGACUCCCCAGAACUACUCCUAGACCUCAACGACAACGGCAAGAGGAGAACACCUGACAGAACCAAAGUGAACGGCUUCGACAGGGAUGGCCCCCUGCACCUGGAGACCUCCAGUAAGAGACCCUGUACGAUCAGCCCGGCAGGCCAAAGGUUCAGCCCCUCCAACGGUCUCUCCUACCAACCUAACGGCCUGGCCCAUGGACACCCCACGCCGCCCCCUCCCCCGCCCCCACAGCACUACCGGCUGGACGACAUGGCCAUCACAAACCAUUACAGAGACUCACCACACUACCGCCACCCCAACCACAACCACCGCGAGCUCAGGGAGAGACCACGACCACUGGGAAUGCACGGGGCUCGUCAGGAAGAGGUGAUCGACCACCGGUUGACAGACAGAGAAUGGGGGGAGGAAUGGAAGCACCUUGACCAUGUAAGAAAACUGCUGAACUGCAUCAUGGACAUGGUGGAGAAGACGAGGCGUUCUCUCACCGUGCUGCGGCGCUGCCAGGAGGCUGACAGGGAGGAGCUUAACUACUGGAUCAGACGAUACAGCGACGCGGACGACCUGAAGAAAGGAGUCAGCAGGACCCAGAGCAGACAGCACAGUCCUACAGGACAGGACGACCUCACUACAGAGAUUCACCGGGAUCUUCUCCAUAGACCAAUGACGACCGGAUACAUACCUGAAGAAAUCUGGAAGAAAGCCGAAGAGGCUGUGAACGAGGUGAAGCGCCAGGCCAUAUCAGAGCUCCAGAAGGCGGUGUCAGAGGCAGAGAGGAAGGCCCAUGAGAUGAUAAGCACUGAGCGGUCCAAGAUGGAGCGUACGGUGGCAGAGGCCAAGAGACAGGCAGCGGAGGACGCACUGACUGUCAUCAACCAGCAGGAGGACUCCAGCGAGAGUUGUUGGAACUGCGGGCGGAAGGCGAGCGAGACCUGCAGUGGCUGUAACACGGCGCGCUACUGCGGCUCCUUCUGCCAGCACAAAGACUGGGAGAAACACCACCACGUGUGUGGACAGACUCUCCAGGCCUCCCAGGCUGCUCAGCAGCAGCAGGGUACAGAGACCUCCACUACACCCUCUAGUAGAGCAUGCAGCCCAGCCGGAACCCCGCCUGCCACCACACCCCGCUCCGCCACUCCAGGAACCCCCUCUACGCUGGAAUCCACGCCGCACUAAACCGGGAGCCACCCGGGGAGCCAUCGGAGACUCCCAGUAGCCCAACAUGACUGACUCACUUCAUGCUAAAUGCUAACGCGCUAACACUACUUAUGUUGGAGUAUGUUGGUCCCACACAACACAGGAGGUUUAUACAUGUAGAUCAGUCACAUUGACUUGUCAUGAUUAACUAAGAACACAAAGAUAUUAUUAUUAUUAUUACUAUUGCUGUUAUUCAUCCGUUGUCGUCUACGUUUGUUGUUGUUGAUGAUUGUUGACGUUGUCAUUGUUGCUUCUCUUACAUUGUUUCCUGUAAAUUUGAAUCAUAGAAAGCAAAACAGCCUACAGCGAUGACAGUCCAGACAAGUACAUAUACGAACCUCCCCUUUGUGUUCAGUUCCGCUUCCUAAAUGUGUUGUUGUUUACCUGGGAGGUAAUAUGAAACUAGCUGACCUCAGACACCAAACAACAUACCAAUGGAAUAUUACUACAACACAAACACUGUGGAAAAAGCAGACGCCAACUCUCUUAUCAUGGGAAGACCACAAAUACAAAGAACAGACAGACAGACAGAGAGACAGACAGGUGGAUAGUACCCAUGGGUUACAGACAGACAGACAGACAGACAGACAGACAGACAGACAGACAGACAGACAGACAGACAGACAGACAGACAGACAGACAGACAGACAGACAGACAGACAGACAGACAGACAGGUGGAUAGUACCCAUGGGUUACAGACAGAGGGACUGUAUCUGCCAGCAGCAAGGUGCAGAUGUGGAACAGACUGUAAAGGAACCACAGCUGUUCCUCGUGACUAGUAAUAAUGUCCAGGUCAGUGGACUGACUAACACAAAGAUGUCUCCCUCCCUGAGGAAUGGAAGAGCAAGGAACCAUACAAAUGACCAACCCUGGAUACCAAGAUAGAACUAAUACCUGACCAUGUACAUGGAAAGAAGGACUCUGUCUGAAGUAUGUUACACCUGCACUUACUAUCUCUCUGUUCCAAACCAGGAAGUGAAGAGAAUGUGAGGUCAUUAACCCGCGCCAGAGAGACUGUCAGCUCCUCACUAUGACAACCACCGGGAAACAAAGAGCAGAAGAGAUUACCUAUGAAUCAGUGAGAGAAAACAGAAGGACACCCUGAACCCAACUCUACUCUCUCUCUGUCCUGCCCAUCUCCUCUGAAACCACUCUACUCUCUCUCUGUCCUGCCCAUCUCCUCUGAACCCAACUCUACUCUCUCUCUGUCCUGCCCAUCUCCUCUG